UGUCUCCGUGUCUGUUCGUAAUUACAAAGCAUUCAAAAACAAUAACAAUAAAAUUUGAAGUAUCAGGUGUGACAUUUAAAGCAGACGCUUUGAUGCUCCACCUGAGAGUAAAUCUGUAAGGCUUGUCACCAGCAUUCAGACAUCAAUUCUGCUUGCUUCACAGCCAGACAGGACACGGUUUAAAAAAAAAGUCCCCACCACUCAUGCACUUACAGGCCCAACUAAAGGGGACGUAACACUUCUGCAUGUCUACAAGCAGACUUUUGUUCAUCAUUGAUUGUUUAUUUUUGCUGUUUACAUUUAUAGUAAAUAUAUGAAUACAUUUUGAGUUGUUUACUUUAAUUAGUUUUCCCCCUUCAAGUAAGGGAGGGUGGCGUCCUAGGGCUCUCUAUGGACGGACUGCCACAGGUCCAUGAUGACUCCUGUCUAACAUAAUCUUUUAGCUUGUUUUUGUUGCCUUGAUGUUUUUGGCCACAAGGGAUGAGUAAUGGUGGUGCUCGGAACUAAUGAGAAUUGUGUAAUGGAAGAAAAGGAUAAAUGAUCUGUGUGACAGGGUUCUGCUCAGACAGCAGUAUCCAUCUGAUGAUGGAGAUACAGAUUGAAGCUGAGUUCUGUUUUCCACAACUCAACAGGUCCUGCAGGAGGCCAACACCUCACUGGUCUGAAGCUGUCCUCCUGAACAUCGUGUUGUCCUUCAUCUCUCUGAUCACAGCAGUUCUAAACCUCCUCAUCAUAAUCUCAGUCUCCUAUUUCAGGAAGCUCCAGAAACCUUCUAACAUCCUCAUCCUCUCUCUGGCUGUGUCAGAUUUCCUUAUUGGCUUUUUAAUCAUUCCAUUUGAAAUCUUUAGAAAGACAAACUGCUGGAUACUCGGUGAUAUCACAUGUUUAUUUUACUAUUAUGUUUCUUCUGUUUCUAUCUGUGCUUCAAUUGGAACCGUUGUUCUCAUAUCAGCUGAUCGCUAUGUGGCUAUUUGUUACCCUCUGCAUUAUCCCACCAGAAUAACCUUACCAAGAAUUAAACGCUGUGUUUGUCUUUGUUGGAGCUGUGUUGCUUUCUAUAUAAUUUUCUUCUUAAAAGAUAUGCUGAUUCAGCCAGGCAGGAGUAAUUCCUGCAUUGGAGAAUGUACAAUGUCUGUAGAUUAUUUUGUAGGAACUUUUGAUCUGUUUAUAUCCUUUUUAUUUCCAGUUACAGUCAUCAUAGUUCUGUAUAUGAGAGUAUUUGUGGUGGCUGUGACUCAGGCUCGUGCCAUGUACUCUCACAAUAGAAGUGUCACCCUUCAGCUUUCAGUGCAACAACAAACAAAGAAAUCAGAGCUAAAAGCAGCCAGAACACUGGGUGUUCUUGUUGUUGUGUAUCUGAUGUGUUUCUGUCCAUAUUACUGCUGCUUUUAUUUUAUAGAUAGUUUUACAACUACAACAUAUAUAUCAUUCUUGUUCUUUCUUGGUUAUUUUAACUCCUGUCUAAACCCUCUGAUCUAUGCCAUGUUUUAUCCCUGGUUCAGAAAAGCUGUUAAACAUAUUGUAACUUUACAGAUCCUGAAGCCCGACUCCUGUGAGGCCAACAUACUGUAGAUACUGUGGACUGAGGGACGUACAACCUCCUGAACAGUUUACAAUUCCAAAAUCUAAAGUCCAGUGAAGGAGAAAGUAGUUUUUUUUUCAUUUCCUACAUUAUAAACAUAAAUGUAUGUAAAGAGCAGGGCCGGUUCUAGGCUGGCACAUUUGAGGGAGCAGACAGAAUUGUAAAGGGGGAAGAUUGUGGUUAUGGAAGAGGAAAAGGCGUAUUGGUGGUGGAGGUAUUCCAGGAUCUUUUUGUCAUGUGAUUGGAUUGCAUUUUGUUAGACUUUGAUCUUCCCUUGUUUCUCUGUACCUGAAAACCUUAUUCAUGUAUUCAUCACAUCACAAAUCAACUACAGCAAUAGCAUCUAUAUGGUAUCCCAUCCAAAACCCUCACCAAACUUCAAGACAUCCAGAAUUGUCCUGCCUGUCUCCUAACCAGUGACCACAUCACCUCUAUCGACUCCCUCUCCCUCAGUGCAUCAUAUUCAAAGUCCUCCAUAACCAGGAGCCCUCCUACCUCUCUAACCUGCUCCACCACCAUGCCCCAUCCCUCUGCCUCUCCUCCCUCUCUCACAGAACCAAGCUCUGAACUUGGGGAGACUCAGUUUUCUCCAUGGCUGCCCCCACCCUCUAGAACUCACUCCCACAACCUCUCCACAACUGCUCUGACCUCUCCACCAUCAAAACUCUUCUCAAGACUGAUUUCAAAAAUGUUUUACAGUUUAUUUUUUAUUGUUGCAUAAUCUGUCUGUUUUACCUUGUCU
Nothobranchius furzeri (turquoise killifish) is the source of this 2324-nucleotide messenger RNA. RefSeq names its product trace amine-associated receptor 13c-like. Gene Ontology annotation, cellular component: membrane. The record is from RefSeq and is a predicted model, not a curated record. Gene Ontology annotation, molecular function: trace-amine receptor activity. Lineage: Eukaryota; Metazoa; Chordata; Actinopteri; Cyprinodontiformes; Nothobranchiidae. Gene Ontology annotation, biological process: G protein-coupled receptor signaling pathway.